GUGAUGGCGGAUGUUGACGAUAUCGACACCAUGAAGAAUUUUCAGGGUUUCGAGAGAAUUGACAGGGAAUUGAGCCGCUAUCCAUAUUGUAUUGUGUGGACACCUAUCCCAAUCCUGUCGUGGUUUUUGCCUUUCAUCGGUCAUAUGGGAAUAUGCACCUCCACAGGUGUGAUACGGGACUUUGCCGGGCCUUAUUUUGUAUCUGAAGACAACAUGGCCUUUGGAAGACCAACAAAGUACUGGAAACUGGAUAAAAACAAGGUGUAUGGCAGUGGGUCCAAUGCCUGGGAUAAGGCAGUGCAUGAUGCCUCUGAGGAAUACAAAAACAGAAUGCACAACCUGUGCUGUGAUAACUGUCACUCCCACGUGGCCAUGGCCCUAAACCUCAUGCGCUAUGACAACAGCUCCUCAUGGAACAUGGUCAGCCUCUGUUUAAUGUCACUCAUCUACAGUAAACACGUCAGCUUUGUGGGGUUCCUCAAGACUUGGCUGCCCUUCCUUAUGCUCUGUGGAGUCGUGGUCACCAUCACCUUGGCCGUGAAUCUACGGUGACCAAGACACACACACACACACACACACACACAGUGAGAAGACAACGUGAGAGAUUUUACGAGAGCGGAUGGGAUUUCGGUUCAACUCAGGAUCAGUCGAAGCCACAGCAGUUAAAAAAAAAAAAAUCAAAUGCCAAGUGUAAUGCUGAAUGAAAAUUCCAGAACAUUCUUCUGUCUUCUUCUGUAUGCUAUGGAAGUGAACAGGAGUUCCUGCAUUGCUGUUUCAUGAGACUCUUUCUUUGCUUUUUUUUCUUUUCUUUUUUUUGAACAAAAUUGGACUUGAAAACCAUCGAUGCGCAAUCACAAAAAUGGAUUAAAAUGAUUCAUUUUGACUCUCGUAUCAGUAGCUCAAGCUAACAGUUUGACCCAUGAUGGACAGCAAGGUUGGACAGAUGUUAGGCUGCCCGACUGAAGUCAUCCCAGAGAGAGGAGCUGGAUACCUUUCCUGUCAAAUUGUAAGACUGCUGUUGAAAGGCAUAUGGUAAUCUAAUUUUAUUACAGUCAAGAUUCACUUUUUCUUUCUCUUUCCCCUGAAAUUUGCGUGACGUUCAGCUGCCAUAUACACGCAUGUGAGCAUCAACAUAUAUGUACAUGUUCACUUUGAAACAUACUUGAGAUGGUAGUGGUUGGCUUUGUUUCAAAUAUACAACUAUUUUGACAGUUUACCUACUUAUAUAUAAUGCAGAUAGUUUUGCCACAUCUGUGGUCUUUUGAUAUCUACUCAACACUCACUGAAGGGACAGAUACUUCAUUUUAUUAUAAGGGUUUUUGUACG
Molecule: messenger RNA, 1326 nt
Organism: Chanos chanos (milkfish)
Lineage: Eukaryota; Metazoa; Chordata; Actinopteri; Gonorynchiformes; Chanidae
Gene: tmem222a
Product: transmembrane protein 222a
Exons: 6
Coding region: 4-552 (182 amino acids)
Source: RefSeq, a predicted model, not a curated record